Messenger RNA from Cimex lectularius (bed bug), 1883 nucleotides. RefSeq names its product adipocyte plasma membrane-associated protein-like. The coding region runs from base 173 to 1396 and encodes 407 amino acids. Gene Ontology annotation, molecular function: strictosidine synthase activity. Gene Ontology annotation, biological process: biosynthetic process. The record is from RefSeq and is a predicted model, not a curated record. The transcript has 8 exons. Lineage: Eukaryota; Metazoa; Arthropoda; Insecta; Hemiptera; Cimicidae.
CACCUGAAACCUGUUGCAUUAUCACUUGGAAGAUUAUCUUAAAUUGUUGCUGUGUUGUUCCUUUCUUAAGCCAGUAUUCAUUUUACUUCCAGUUAUUCGACGUUGAAGAAAACAGAGUAAAUACAUUAAAAAUUCAUCCGGAUUUUCGUUUGAUUGUCUGUUUCCAUUAAGGAUGGCAGUGAAAUUCUUUACUAAUGUGAUUGUGACCGCCCUUCAAUGUGUGCUUAUCAUGAUUAUUAUAACUUUCUUCCCUGGUCUACCACCUGAUUUAAAAUUCGAGGCAUUCAGUAUAAAUCCUCGACCAUUGUAUGGCGUGCUGGAAACCAAUAGCAAAUUGAACAACGCUGAAAGAUUAUUUGAAGACGAGGUUAAAGGACCGGAAGAUUUGGCCAUAUAUAAAGGGGAACUUUACAUGACAACACAUGGAGGUUAUGUCCAAAAAAUGACAAAAAAUGGUGAUCUUCUACCAGUCGUCAAAUUUGGAAAGCCAUGUGAAGGCAUAUGGCAAGAACAUAUUUGCGGUCGCCCUCUAGGCAUUCAUAUAGACUCAAAUGGAAUAAUGCAUGUGGCUGAUGCUUAUUAUGGCAUAAAGAAAGUAAACUUAUCUUCUGGAGAGGUAGAAGAUUUAGUAGAUGUCACAGAAAAAAUUGAUGGUGUGGCUCCAAUGAUACCAAAUGCCGUGGAUGUGUCAAAAACAGGUGAUGUUUACUGGACAGAUUCUUCCAUAUCACAUAAAUUAAACGACGGCCUUUUCACUCUACUAGGAAACGGUAAUGGAAGGCUUUUAAUGUAUAAUGCAAAAACGAAGAGGAGUGAAGUUCUAUUAAAUGGUCUUCAUUUCUCUAAUGGUGUACUUCUGUCAGAUGAUGAAUCAUAUGUGAUUGCAGCUGAAACAUUUAAGUCACGUUUAAUUAAAUAUUACAUUAAAGGUCCACAAAAAGGAACUUCAGAUGUUUUUAUUGACGAUUUGCCUGGGUUUCCUGAUAAUUUAAAAAGAGAUGCAAACGGCAAUUGUGUUGUGUCAUUAAUUUUACCUACAAAUUUAUUUUAUGAGUACAUUGUCGAAAUUCCUCUUUUGAGGAAAUUUAUUGCUAGAACAUUGGCAUUGAAACAGAUGUUGGUCAAAACCGUUUCAAAUAUAUACCAGCAUGUUUUGCUGGAUAAAUUGGCCCAUUGGAUUGGACAUUUUGAAAUGCUGCGUAUUACAUCUGCGCCAAGAAUGACUGUCAUAGUGCUGAAUAAAAAUGGAGAUAUAAUCGAGAGCUUACAUGCGACUGAUGGGAAAGUCGCAUACCUAAGUUCCCUCGUUCAAUUUAACGGUUUCUAUUAUUUAGGAUCUCCUUAUAAUUCGUAUCUCGGUAGAGUCAAAAUUCAAAAAGACAAAGUAAAGGUUUAAGUGAUAAAAUUUUUAAAAAAUUGUUGAAAAUUAGGCUGUGUUUGAAAAAAAUAGAUAUAUUUUUUAAUAAUAUUUUUCUAUUCAUAUUGUGACAGCUACACCUUACUUAUAUUUUAUCUAUAAAAUGGCCACUAUUUUGUUUUGAAUGAAUAGACUUGUAUCAGUUUAAUAGGUAAAACAGUGUAGCCCAACAAAAUAUAUUUUAAAAAAUUACAGUUUUACAACUAUAAUUAUUUUAUUGCUGGAUUGUAAACAAUUGGCCGGACCUAUAGGUAUCUGUGAGUCUAUCGGACUAUCAGAGUAUUACAUCAUACAUUUUUUAUCGAUUUGGGCUAAUUGUGUGCAUACAUUUUUUAGAACAUCACUGCUUACAUUAUGAUAAAAUUGCACUUAGAAUUGCCUUUUGAAUUUCUGUACCAUGCCCUGUAAUAAAUGCAUUUAUGAUACUUGCAUGCAAUAAAUUAACUAUUAAAGUUGAAAUAUUCUG